This is a messenger RNA of Sphaeroforma arctica JP610, 3739 nucleotides long. RefSeq lists its product as hypothetical. The coding region runs from base 22 to 3654 and encodes 1210 amino acids. Gene Ontology annotation, cellular component: eukaryotic translation initiation factor 4F complex. The record is from RefSeq and is a predicted model, not a curated record. The transcript has 8 exons. Gene Ontology annotation, molecular function: translation initiation factor activity; mRNA binding; protein binding. NCBI's taxonomy places the organism in Eukaryota, Ichthyosporea, Ichthyophonida.
AGGUAGAUCUUUAUCCGACUCAUGUCAAAUAAUCAUAAUAGUAGGGGAGCGAGAAAUGGUGCUUCUAAAGGCGAUCGCCAAACUAUAAAUCAGGGCAGCAGAGGAGCAGACAACGCUCAGGGGACUGACAAGAAUAUGCCACGUCAAGGAGGUCCUCAGGGGCAGCAGCAGCAGCAAGCGCCCCCACCAUUCAACCCCAACCAAUCAGGCGCACCCCCACCCCAGCAGCACCAGCCACGUGGUCCCAGACCCAACAUGCCGAAAGGAACCAAUGGUGGCAACGGCAUGCUUCCGCAGCAACAGGGUGGUGGGAGAGGCCAGUUCCACCAUCAGAUGCCGUACAAUAUCAGACCGAAUUUCGGGUUUGUGCCGCCACCCCAGUUCGGGGCGUUUCAGCAAUACACUCAACCGUACUACGCGCCUAGUGGCACUCAGUACUACAGCGGUAUACAAGGCGGAGGUGUGCCCAGCGGGGCCUUGGGAGGUGCGCCAACCACACAGACACAACCACCACGUGUGCGCAAGUCGUGUGCAUUGCAGAUCAUAGACCCGAACUCUGGCAAAGAGGUGCAGGUGAAGAAGGCUGAGGCAAAGGCCGCUGAGGAGAAGGCAAAGUCGGCUGACGCUAAGGCGGGAAAAGUGAGCGACGAUAAGGCGGCAGAAGCCGAGAAAAAGGCACAAGAAGAGAAGGAAAGGGCUGCAAAAGCUGAAGAAGAGAGGAUAGCCAAGGAGAAGGCAGAGGCAGAGAGGUUGGCGCAGGAGGAAAAAGACAAGGCCGAGAAAGAAAAGAAGGCCGAGGAGGCUCGUAUGGCGGAGGAGAAGAGGGUCGAGGAAGAGCGUGUGAAGAAGGAAAAGGAGGAGGCCGAGAGAAAAGCCAAGGAAGAGGCUGAGAGAAAAGCCAAGGAAGAAGCGGAGAAGAAGGCUAAGGAAGAGGCUGAAAAGAAGGCCAAGGAGGAGGCUGAAAAGAAGGCCAAGGAGGAGGCUGAAAAGAAGGCCAAGGAGGAGGCUGAAAAGAAGGCCAAGGAGGAGGCUGAGAAAAAGGUCCAGGAAGAGAAGGAAAAGGUCGAGAAAGAGGCGGCUGAGAAGAAGGCCCAGGAAGAGAAGGCUAAAGCCGAGGAAGCCAAGAAAGCGGAAGAGAAGAGUCUGAAGGAGGCAGCAGCUAAGGCUGGGGUUCCGGUGGAUGCUGAGGGCAAAGAUGGCGAGGAGAAGAAGAAUAUGGGCGCAGCGAUGAAGGCCUUGGAUGGCGAGCUCACAGCCAUUGAGAAGGGCGAACCCACGGUGGUAAAGCCUGUGUACCCUGAGGGUACGUGGUCCCCCAGUGACAAGACAGGCAAGAAGUGCUACGAGAUGGAGUUCCUGAAGAUGUUCAAGUCACUGAUUGUCAAGGCGCCGAGGGAUAUGAUCAUGCACCCCGAGGUGGCUGUCGAUGUAGUGCCGCAACCGCUGGGAGGGCGUGCGGGAGGUCAACGCAUGAACCGUAUGCAGAGUGGCGGAGGCGACAGAAACCACCAGUUCAGCACACCCAGGAACUAUACGGCCGGGGGUGGCCAAGGUGGUCAGGGACAGAGGCAACACUCUCAGGGUAGGCGUGGGGGCGGUGGUAACAGAGGUUACAACCAGAGGAAUAACCAACAGAACCAACCGCCACCCACCACGUUUAUUAACAGAGAGGGCAAAGUAGAGGCUCUGGCGCCGUACGUGCCGCUACCGAAGAGUAGCGAGAAUGCCUGGAAGCCAAAGGCGGCGAUAAAUACGGAUGCCAUCGAGGACGAGGUAAAGAAGGAGGUGAUGGAGAUAGAGUUGAUGGUACGUAACGGUAAGGCCUUGCUGAACAAGCUUACUGUGGAGAAGUACGACAAAAUCGGAAAGCAACUGUUGUCUCUCCCUAUUACGUCCGAGGCCCGGUUAAAGGCGGUCAUUGACCUGCUAUUUGACAAGGCUUUGGAUGAACCAGGGUUUUCUGGGCUGUAUGCGCGCCUUUGUAAGGAUUUGAGCAACCAGAAGUACAACUUCAAGGGCGAGGGUGAGGCCAAGACGAGUAAUGUCAACUCGUUUAGACGUACUUUGUUGAACAGAUGCCAAACUGAGUUCGAGCGUGAGCAGGUGUUUGCGUCUCAGGAGGGUGUGGCUGCUGAGGAGAUGGACGAGAAGGUUGUCAGAGCGAAACUCAGGCAAGUGGGUAACAUCAAGUUCAUCGGAGAGUUGUUUAAGCUGUCCAUCUUGAAUGAGAAGGUAAUCCAUUCGUGUAUAUACGACCUGUUGAAGGGCAAGGGCAAGCAGAAGCUACCGGAGGAAGAGGACCUGGUGUGUCUCAGCAAUCUGAUGGAGACUGUGGGUAAGAUGCUCGAUGUGCCCAACGCGGCGAAGAUGAUGGAUACGUACUUUGAUCGUAUCCGCGAGUUGUCCGAGGAGAAGACCCUGUCAUCACGUGUGCGGUGCAUUCUUAUGGAUAUCAUUGAUUUACGAAGGAUGAAGUGGGUCCCCCGAAAGGGCGAUGCCGGUCCCAAGAAGAUCGAGGACAUCCACAGGGAGGCGGCCAAAGAAGCCAAGAAAAUAGAGCAGAGACACGCUGGGGGAGGCAGACACGACAGCCACAACAGGGAUAACAACAGCAGGGGCACGCGGAGCAAUAACCAGUACGGUGGCAGGCAACAGAAUAAUUACGGAAACAACAACAGCAACAACAACAAUAACCAGUCCAACGAUGGGUGGAACACUGUACAGGCGAGGCAACCGAGCACGAGGGCGGAUGCCGGUGCGCUGCGAUCGCUACAGAGUCGAGCGCCGUCACAGGGUGACCGUGGUGCUGGGGUUGUGCUGGGCCCGGGAGGUAAUAGUAAUGCUGGUAGAGGCUUCGGCCAUUUAGAUAGUGGAGGUGUUAGAUUAGGUCCCGGUGGGGGCAGUGGUAGUGGUGCCGCAGGUGCGGGCAGGAGGGGCAAUGCCUUCUCCAUGCUCAACGAUCACGGUAGUUCUGAAGAGAAGGCGCCCAAGCUCAGGGGUCCAUUGCAACUUAAGCCGAAACAGAAUAACGAAGCACCGGCUGUGCCCAAGCCUGAAGAGGUCAAGCUGUCACCAGAGGAUUUCAAAAAAAAGUUCCUGGCCAUCCUUAACCAGGCUAUAGUGUCUGGUGAAGUAGAGGACAUGCUUACCACACUCAAGGAACUCGGCAACGCACAACACGCACCUCUUAUGACGGAUGUAGUACUGAACCAGGCCAUAGAAGCGAAGACGGCCAAGCGCGAUAAAAUUUCAAAAUUGUAUAUUUCUAUUAGCGAGGCGAAGCUUCACACAGGCUCAGAUAUCGCCAAGGGAUUGAACGAAUUGAUGCCGGCUUUAGAUGACAUCACAUGCGACGCCCCCAAGGCGCCCGAAUACAUCGCAGAUGUGGUGGGUUCCGCGCUAUUCUCAGGACUGGUCAAGCUGGAACAAUUAGUUAAAGAAGUGCCCGCCUUAGAGGAAGUACGAGGAGAACUUAUGAGCGACGCUCCCGCUAAAACCAUUGCUGCUCUGGUUAAAUAUGUGCAGAAGACCGAGAACGAGGAGAAAGCCAAGGCCGUAUGGACUGAAAGUGGCCUGAAAUGGUCGGAGAUCUUACCCGAGGGUGAUGACGAGGCGAGGUUCUUAAAAAGUCAGAAAUUGGAAUUCUUAAAUUGAUGCAGCUGAACGUCGUUUCCAAAUUAAUAAACGAUUCAGCACUAAACCAUAGGCCAGCGCUGUUCGGUUAUUCGUUCGCGAAGCA